AUGGAGCUCAUCACGAUCCUGGAGAAGACUGUGUCCCCGGACCGAAAUGAGUUGGAGGCGGCGCAAAAGUUUCUGGAGCAGGCGGCAAUGGAGAAUCUGCCCCUGUUCCUGGUGGAGCUUUCCAAAGUCCUGGCAAACCCUGGGAACACACAGGUAGCGCGUGUUGCAGCCGGUCUCCAGAUUAAGAACUCUGUAACGUCCAAAGACCCAGAGCUCAAAGCGCAGUAUCAGCAGAGGUGGCUGGCCAUCGACGCCAAUGCCCGCAAGGAGAUAAAGAAAUUUGUUCUUCAGACCCUGGGCACAGAGAACUAUCGUCCCAGCUCUGCGUCCCAAUGUGUGGCUGGGAUCGCCUGUGCAGAGAUCCCUGUAAACCAGUGGCCUGAUCUGGUCCAGGAGCUGGUAAAGAACAUGACCAAUGCCCAGUCCACCGAACACAUGAGGGAGAGCACGCUGGAGGCCAUCGGCUACAUCUGCCAGGACAUCGACCCAGAGCACCUGCAGGAGAAGGCCAAUCAGAUUCUCACUGCCAUCAUCCAGGGCAUGAGGAAAGAGGAGCCCAGCAACAACGUCAAGCUCGCAGCAACCAACGCACUUCUGAACUCUCUAGAAUUCACUAAGGCCAACUUUGACCGAGAGUCGGAGCGUCACUUCAUCAUGCAGGUGGUUUGUGAGGCCACACAGUGUCCAGACAACAGAGUGCGAGUGGCGGCGCUGCAGAACCUGGUGAAGAUCAUGUCUCUGUAUUAUCAGUACAUGGAGACGUACAUGGGCCCUGCGCUCUUUGCUAUCACGAUCGAGGCUAUGAAGAGUGACAUAGAUGAAGUGGCUCUGCAGGGGAUCGAGUUCUGGUCCAACGUCUGCGAUGAAGAGAUGGAUCUGGCCAUCGAGGCCUCUGAGGCCUCGGAGCAGGGUCGCCCUCCCGAGCACACCAGUAAGUUCUACGCCAAAGGAGCUCUCCAAUAUCUUGUGCCCAUCCUCACACAGACCCUAACCAAACAGGACGAGAAUGACGAUGACGAUGACUGGAACCCCUGUAAAGCAGCCGGAGUGUGCCUCAUGCUGCUGUCCACCUGCUGCGAGGACGAUGUGGUUCCUCACGUUCUUCCCUUCAUCAAGGAGAAUAUCAAACAUCCAGACUGGAGAUACAGGGAUGCCUCAGUCAUGGCUUUUGGGUCCAUCCUGGAAGGACCUGAGCUCAACCACCUCAAGCCCAUCAUCAUCCAGGGAAUGCCCACAAUGAUCGAGUUGAUGAAGGACCCCUCGGUGGUGGUGCGGGACACGACGGCGUGGACAGUGGGCAGGAUCUGUGAACUGAUGCCCGAAGCGGCGAUCAACGACCUUUACUUGGCGCCGCUACUGCAGUGUCUGAUCGACGGGCUGAGCGCUGAACCACGGGUGGCCUCAAACGUGUGCUGGGCCUUUUCGUCUCUUGCUGAAGCCGCGUAUGAAGCCACAGAAGCAGCAGAGGAGCAGGAGGAACCGGCCACGUACUGUCUGUCCUCCACGUUUGAGCUGAUCGUGGAGAAGCUGCUGGAGACCACAGACCGACCGGACGGGCACCAGAAUAACCUGCGGUCAGCGGCGUACGAGGCUCUGAUGGAGGUGGUGAAGAACAGCGCAAAAGAUUGUUAUCCUGCGGUGCAGAAGAUCACUCUGGUGAUCAUGGAGCGGCUCCGGCACGUGCUGCAGAUGGAGUCUCACAUCCAGAGCACCUCAGACCGCAUGCAGUACAAUGACCUGCAGUCGCUACUCUGCGCUACACUACAGAACGUCCUCCGUAAGGUCCAGCACCAGGAUGCCCUACAUAUCUCUGACGUGGUGAUGGAGUCUCUCCUCAGGAUGUUCCAGAGCACAGCAGGGUCUGGGGGGGUUCAGGAGGACGCCCUCAUGGCCGUGUCUACGCUGGUUGAAGUGCUGGGAGCAGACUUUCAGAAGUACAUGGAGGCCUUUGAACCCUUCCUCGUGAUUGGACUGAAGAACCAUGCAGAGUACCAGGUCUGUCUGGCGGCCGUGGGGCUGGUGUGUGACCUCUGCAGAGCGCUCAUGUCCAACAUUCUGCCGUACUGUGACAAGAUCAUGAACCUGCUUCUGGACAACCUCCGGAACCAGGACGUGCACCGCUCUGUGAAGCCGCAAAUCCUCUCUGUGUUUGGAGACAUCGCGCUGGCUGUUGGAGGAGAGUUUAAGAAAUACUUAGCUGUGGUUCUGGAAACGCUGGACCAGGCCUCGCAGGCGCAGGUCGACAAGACGGACUACGACAUGGUGGACUACCUGAACGAGCUGAGGGAGGGUUGUCUGGAGGCCUACACCGGGAUCAUCCAGGGCCUGAAAGGCGACCAGGAGAACGUGAUCCACCCUGACGUGAUGCUGAUGCAGCCUCGCGUUCCCUUCAUCCUCUCGUUCAUCGAUCACAUUGCAAUGGACGAAGAUCAUUCAGACGGAGUCGUGGCCAACUCUGCAGGACUCAUAGGAGACAUGGCGGCGCUCGAAAACCCAGAAGACAAAGACUUUGGCGGGAUGGGCCACGAAGGAGCUGCGCAAGCUCAAGACACAGGCCUGAUGAGGGGGUGGAGCUUGUGGAGAGCGGUGAUUUCUCAUUGGUCCCUGUGGGGGCCUGUCUGCGCGGUGAUUGGUGGAGCCGGCGCAGCAGUGUGCAGCUCCGGGGCGACAUCUGCACGAGGCCCUCAGAAGGCCAAACUACAGACUCGGUCAAUGUGGAGCUGCAGCAUGGGCUCGCCUCUCCGCAGACCUGAGCUGUGGCUGGGAGAGUUGUGGUUUUUGUCCCAGAGCUCUAAUCCCCAAGAACCCGGGAUCUGCUCGGACCGCGUUUCCCACAAUCUCGCUGCACUUCCUCCUUGUCCGUUGCCGCGGUGA
Molecule: messenger RNA, 2874 nt
Organism: Knipowitschia caucasica
Lineage: Eukaryota; Metazoa; Chordata; Actinopteri; Gobiiformes; Gobiidae
Source: the annotation of a GenBank genome assembly